CCAAUACCACUACACCAUCACCACCACCAUCAAAUAUCACUCAUCCUUUCAGCUCGUCACAGUGUCUUCACUCGCUGGUGUUACCACUGCAUCACUCUUUUUUAUUCUUUUCGACGUCUUCUACGAUCAACGUCACCUCUUGCGCACUGUCCGCCGGUCGGUCUCUCCAUCUACUCUCGGACCAUCCACCACCUCCAACCUCCCACCAACCUUCCCAUCGAAGAAACCCUAGAUUGGGUUCGCCAUAGUCGACAUCCCACUCGAUAGCACUCCAUAUCACUGUGCAAGAUUAAAUAAUUGUCUUCCAGUGUCAUCACGCACUCUACAACUUGCAACCAACUACUAUUUACAUCUACGGCCAACCAUGAGCGAUAUCAUUAACAGCGUAACAAGCGCCCCCAAUGCCUUCACAAGCUGGGAUAAGUGUAUGGACAAAGCCUAUUGCAAAUGGCCAGCCAUUGUCGGAAUCGUCAUCGGUUCUAUAAUCCUCCUCUCCUUUUUAGCAUGCGUCAUUAAUUGCGUUUGCUGCGGCGCUCGCCUCUGUUCAUGUUGUUGCGGCGGUUGUGGUAGUUGCUGUGGCAGCUGCUGUCCUUCUGGUCGCAACAAGGAAGGAUCAAAGUACAAGGAUGACUACUCCCGAAUGCCAGCAACCCCUUACGGCGGCUACCAACCACAACCCGCACCCGCCCCAAUGACAUACGGCUACCCACCCCCUGCGGCACAAUUCGCAACUUUCGAUGAGCCGAGCAGAAAAGUCAACGCCGACAGUUUGCCUGCAAUGCCCAGCUGGGAUACUGCCACCAAAAGGAGAGUCGAGGAUACCAGCAUCCCUGAUGACCAACCCCAGAACGGAGAUUUGGAGAUGGGAAGACUUGAUUCACAGUCGCAGAGAAUGCGAGGAGGCUAUAACACUGUCCCAAAUGCUCCCUUGUCCCCCAUGUCACCGAACCCACAGGGCGAUUAUUUCCAGCACGACUCGGCCACGAACCAGGGCUACCACUCCGAUCUCGGUAUGCAACGCAUCGAUUCUCAGUCAAACACUAGAUACGACGGGUUCCAGUCGGUGCCCCUUAGCCCACCCCCCACGUAUCGCACCGAUUCUAUUGCUCAACCUUCCAUAUCCGACAAGUUUGCCACCGGCGCGGCUAGUCCAAGCCCGGCCGACUAUGACAGACAAGCCUUGUAUCAGCAUCAUCAGCCUUCGACUUAUGCUCCCAGUACCACAUAUGAGCCUCCUCAGCAAGAUUAUCAGCAAGAUUAUCAGCAGGACUAUCAGCAAAACUACCAACCAUACAACGGCCAACAACAGUAUCAAGCCCGUCCUCCCAGCUUCUUGACCCCAGGCAGGAAGCCGGUCAAUGGCAGUUACCGUGAAGUGUGAACAUGCAGAUGAAGCUCGUGCUAAGAUCAAACGUCAUGCUCUAUACAGGUCAUGAGAAAAUCUCAGUAUACCACAGCAGACGACCCAUGUCCAAGGUUACCGAUCCUUGAGCAUAGCCCGCCGCCAGUCUACAGUAUGGUGACGACCGGCGCCGGGCCGAAACCUGGCCAAAAGUUGGACCAGUAGCCCAAAAUAGCAUGGUGACUCGACCAGAGCGACGCCUGCAAAAGACUCGCUACCAUGGCUUUGGCAAGCAGCCAAUCGCAGCGUGAGCUGCUGUCGUUGCCGUCAGCGGGCGUGUGUUCACUUGACCAAGAAGAAAUCGAUCAGGUUCAAAUAUGGUACACCCUCCACAGUUGAGUGGCUGAUCUACUCAUAUGCUGUCUUUGUGCCAUAUCGAAGCCGCUUCAGAUUUGGUAUGUUCGAUGGCAGUGGCUGGUGAAAUAUGGUUAUGCAUAUGAUGACAACAGCUAUCAUGGUUUGGCAUAGUGUCAGUGUUUUAUAAUUGUACUAUCAGCGAACUCGGCGUCUGGAUGACAGCUGGAAACAGAUCUACUUGGCUUGAAGAUCAGACAGACCUUGAAUAAUACAUAUAUACCUGUUGUAUACAAAUAGUAUCAAAAUUGAGACAUA
Messenger RNA from Exophiala mesophila, 2014 nucleotides. RefSeq lists its product as uncharacterized. The coding region runs from base 365 to 1381 and encodes 338 amino acids. NCBI's taxonomy places the organism in Eukaryota, Fungi, Ascomycota, Eurotiomycetes, Chaetothyriales, Herpotrichiellaceae. The record is from RefSeq and is a predicted model, not a curated record. The transcript has 2 exons. Gene Ontology annotation, cellular component: plasma membrane; cellular bud neck.